UUAAUCCUCUCCUCCCUUUUAUUUGCAGGCCGUGUGUACUACUUCAACCACAUUACAAAUGCAAGCCAGUGGGAGCGCCCCAGCGGUGGUGGGAGGAAUGGCCAAGGAGAGCCGGCUAAAGUGCGCUGUUCACACCUCUUGGUGAAGCACAACCAAUCCAGAAGACCCUCAUCAUGGAGGCAGGAAAAGAUCACGCGGAGCAAAGAUGAGGCACUGGAGCUUAUAAAUGGUUACAUUCAGAAGAUCAAAUCUGGAGAGGAGGAUUUCGAAUCCCUUGCUUCCCAGUUUAGCGACUGCAGCUCGGCAAAAGCAGGAGGAGAUCUGGGUGCUUUUGGGAGAGGUCAGAUGCAGAAACCUUUUGAAGAUGCCUCAUUUGCGCUGAGGGCUGGGGAGAUGAGCGGACCAGUUUUCACAGAUUCAGGGAUCCACAUCAUCCUACGCACGGAGUGAAGUGCCUUGGUGACACGUAGAAAGGAAAGGGCGAGGGGAAGAAAGGAAAAAACCCUGCUCCAACCCUGCACACUCCUGAAUGAACUUCAUAUAUCUAGUUUAAAAAACCUCAUUUCAUAUCUCAAUCCCUUCUGUGGCACCUGACACAAUGUUUUCCACCUGUAGAGAUGCAUGGUUAGCCAAGGGUGAGAAUGCAAUCCAACUAACAGAGACAGUAGCAUCUUUCAUAAGCAGAGAAUGUAAAAAUUCUCCGGCAUGCCACAGCCGCUUGAGUUUUAUAUUGACAAUCCCUCAGUCGAGGAGACGUGUCAAUGCUAAAGUUCACACUUCAGUGCUUCCCACAUCCACCGUAUUAGAGAGAGAGUAUUUAUUGCAGAACUGCACUGAUGGUGGCAAAAUUGACUUGUGAGCUCUGGUGUUUAAGAUGGAAUGAAAUCUCUGUCCUGCCCCAGCAUCCCUGCACUGCUUUAAAACCAAGUUUUAUCUAAAAUAAGCAUCAUUCGGUCUGGAGCCCAGUUGGUUUGUAGAACAGACUGUCAAAGCUGUUGAUAAAUUGAUGUUAAGAUGCCAUACUGGUAAGGCCUUCACUGCCACCUGUGUGUAACUUCCCUUCGUGUUGCUGCCUCAGUGAAGAGCGUGGGUUGUUGGUCCUGCCAGACAGUGUUAACUGGAGCUUCCACUUCUGUUGCAUGGGCUUAAAGCUCGAAGAUGCUUUUUGGUUUGUGAUGAGUAGAAGCAAAGGGGGGUUAAUGGCCAGUAGUUCCCAGGGCAGGAAGAUCAGUAGCUAGUUAAGCUGUGUAGAAGUAUGUAGAAUACUGUGUUAACCAUUCCUGCGUGAGGUCACUCCAUUAUUCUGACAGUACCGUUGAGUAGGAAGGACUGCAGUGGGGCGAGAGCUGUUUCUUCAGAGCUUCUCUGGACCCACCAGUGGUUGAAUUGCUGUAAGUCGCUGUUUCCAGUUACACUGUAUUGCUCAUGUUUAGUAAAUACCAAACCAAACCCGAUGAAGUUCCCAGCUUUGGUCCAGUGCAAAGAUGCUGUAUAGUUCUGGUUCUCUAAAGCAGAAAAUAAAGCCCUCUCCAGUUGAACAUUU
This is a messenger RNA of Pelodiscus sinensis (Chinese soft-shelled turtle), 1543 nucleotides long. NCBI's taxonomy places the organism in Eukaryota, Metazoa, Chordata, Testudines, Trionychidae. The record is from RefSeq and is a predicted model, not a curated record.